Tachysurus vachellii is the source of this 1923-nucleotide messenger RNA. RefSeq names its product phosphatidylinositol glycan anchor biosynthesis, class A (gene piga). Gene Ontology annotation, biological process: GPI anchor biosynthetic process. The record is from RefSeq and is a predicted model, not a curated record. Gene Ontology annotation, cellular component: glycosylphosphatidylinositol-N-acetylglucosaminyltransferase (GPI-GnT) complex. Gene Ontology annotation, molecular function: phosphatidylinositol N-acetylglucosaminyltransferase activity. NCBI's taxonomy places the organism in Eukaryota, Metazoa, Chordata, Actinopteri, Siluriformes, Bagridae. The transcript has 7 exons. Bases 195 to 1661 code for a protein of 488 amino acids.
AUAACUUAGUGGUGAAGAAGAAGAAACGUCUGAAGACUUUACUGGGUUGUUGUAAAUAUCUGCUGAACAAAUGUCGUCUUGGGUUUUAUAAUAACUCACAGCGACAGAUCAGAUGUUUAUAAUCACCUGUCAUCAUCAUCAUCAGCAUCAGCAAGUAGCCCGAGUCUGACUUCAGUCCAUGACCAGACCUCAAAAUGGGACGGAGAAGGGGGUGUGAUGUCCGGUCCUGUCCAUCUGACACACAGCCUUUCAGUCCACACACACACUCCUCCACAGAGAGCCAUACUGACACACACUCCUCCAGCACUUCCAGAUGUUAUGGAUACCUGCAGAGCACAAAGCACAGCAUUUGCAUGGUGUCUGACUUCUUUUACCCCAACAUGGGUGGUGUGGAGAGCCACAUCUAUCAGCUCUCACAGUGCCUCAUAGAGAAGGGCCACAAGGUUGUGAUAGCAACACAUGCCUAUGGCAACCGGCGUGGCAUACGCUACCUCACCAAUGGUCUGAAAGUGUAUUACCUUCCUCUUCAGGUGAUGUAUAACCAAUCCACAGCCACCACCUGCUUUCACAGUCUGCCACUGCUCAGAUGUGUGUUCGUACGUGAGCGUAUCACUGUGGUUCAUGCCCACAGCUCCUUUUCAGCCAUGGGCCAUGAUGCUCUCUUCCAUGCCAAGACCAUGGGUCUCAACACUGUGUUCACUGACCACUCGCUUUUCGGAUUCGCCGACCUCAGCUCUGUGCUGACCAAUAAACUGCUUACUGUGACUUUAUGCGACACCAACCACAUCAUAUGUGUGUCCUACACCAGCAAGGAGAACACUGUACUGAGGGCUGCCCUAGACCCUGACAUUGUCUCUGUCAUCCCCAAUGCGGUCGACCCCACUGAUUUCACGCCUGACCCCAGUCGCCGUGACAACAACAAGAUAACCAUAGUCGUAGUAAGCCGGUUGGUCUACAGGAAAGGAAUUGACCUGCUGGGAGGAAUCAUCCCAGAGCUAUGUGCCAAGUAUCCAGAUCUCUGCUUUCUGAUUGGUGGAGAAGGUCCUAAGCGCCUUGUUCUAGAAGAAGUUAGAGAGAAAUAUCAGCUUCAUGACAGAGUGCGUCUACUGGGGGCUCUGGAUCACAAGGAUGUACGGGAUGUGCUGGUGCAAGGUCAUAUCUUCCUGAACACAUCAUUAACUGAAGCUUUCUGCAUGGCCAUAGUAGAGGGAGCCAGCUGUGGCUUGCAGGUAGUGAGCACUCGUGUUGGAGGUAUACCAGAAGUUCUCCCUGAUGAGUUGGUGACCCUGUGUGAGCCAACAGUCAGCUCCCUUUGUGUCGGCUUGGAAAAGGUCAUCGCCAAGCAACGCGCAGGCAAAGUGCCCUCACCUGCAGCCAUCCACCAACAGGUCAAAACUCUCUACACCUGGAGAAAUGUCGCUGAUCGCACAGAAAAGGUGUAUGACCGUGCAUGCAGGCAGCCAGUUCUUCCCUUACCUGCUCGACUACAGAGGCUGCGCUCUCACUGUGGUUCUGUCGCUGGCUCUAUAUUCUCCUUUGUGGCUGUCAUUGACUUCCUCUUCCUUCUAUUCCUGCAGUGGCUUUGGCCCAAUGACCUCACUGAUGUUGCUCUGGAUGCGACAGGGCCCGGUGGUUGUUGGCAGCAGAGCUUUAGAAAGUAAGAGAGUAAAUACCUGAAUGCUCCACGGUGUGCUGUUGCUAAUACAAGACUGUUACGUCUGGCAAGGAUUCAGCUUCUGAUAUUUGGGACCAUGUUUUAACUUCCAAAGAUUCUAAACAAGUGCACUGAAUUUACCUGUUUACAUUCCAGUGAAAGGUGUCUGGUGCAACUGUGAUAAACUACUUUAUUCCACAAAAAGUGUGUAGUAGAUAUGAAAUCGGUCGAGAAGACUAAAUCCUCAUUUAUUAAACCACUUUAACCUG